Coffea eugenioides is the source of this 1471-nucleotide messenger RNA. RefSeq lists its product as uncharacterized. NCBI's taxonomy places the organism in Eukaryota, Viridiplantae, Streptophyta, Magnoliopsida, Gentianales, Rubiaceae. Bases 326 to 1099 code for a protein of 257 amino acids. The record is from RefSeq and is a predicted model, not a curated record. The transcript has 6 exons. Gene Ontology annotation, biological process: regulation of circadian rhythm; response to cold.
UCAUUCCCCGAAUUCGCGGCUGACGUGGACAUCAACUUCGGCUGGACAAGUGUAAAAGUGCGACAACUGGGCUACUCUUUUUGGGUCCCAAAUUCCUCUUUCUUUCCAUCAACAAAAACCGACCCAUUGGUUUGUUCAUGAUACCAGUGAAUAUAUAGUAAAUCGUUCCAGAAACCAACCUAAUCCAGAGAACGCCUUCUUUUACAUGAUUUUUUUUUCCUUUUUCGUUUUCUAAGUCUGGUGCUACGAGUGAACAAUUCUGGGGAUUUGUCUCUUUUGUUUUCCUAAUUUUGGGUGCGGAUUCCAGAAAGAUAUCUAUAGGAACAUGCAAAGCUUAAAUGGUUCUUCAUCAAGGCCAGAAAUGGACCGAACGGGGUCGCUAUUGUCGGAGCUGAGCGUUGAAAAAGAAAAACAUCCCUCGAAUUCUGAUGAUACAACCGCAACUUUGCUGGAAUCUCAAGAAACAGAAUCAGAAUCCACACAGUGGACAGACGAGAAACACAGCUCGUAUCUUAAUUCGAUGGAGGCCUCAUUUGUUAACCAGUUGUAUGAUUCGUUGGAUACAUUGGGUGGUUUCUCCCAACAAGAAUCCUUGUCAGAACCUAAAAACUGGGGGCAAAUGAAUGAUGGUGUUGCUACUCCUUCUGGCCAGUUCAAGGUUUUCAAAGAUGGCUCUUGGGCAAGAGUCAAUUUCAGCAAUUACAGGAGAGAAAUGGCACGACCAAAGCAAGCACAGAAAUCUGACCCUGUUUUGGCAAAUCCCUGGAUUCAACAUUACAGGUCCUCGUGCAGGCACCAGACCAGAACCUUCCAAGGACAAGCUCCUGUAUCUACUACUGCCAAUCCAACUGCGUUUCCGUUUGGCUGCCAAGAUUCUAUGGGCAGCAAUACAGAGAUGACUGAUCAAAACUUUGCUGACGAGGAUUCUGAAGAAGAGAAGAAAAGCAGAAAACGCCGCCAAAAAUGCAGAAAAAAGUCAGCAGCCACUGCUUCAUCCAAUGAUCAAGUCGUACCUCAUGGAAAGUUAUCUCUUAUAGAUGAUCAUUCCAAGGUUCAUAGUUCCCAAAAAGAAUGUAAACCUCCUCAAACCCAGUGCUGAGGAGAGAAGGAAGAUUGUCAAACCAGAAUGGCAUGAGGCUUAGCCUGAGUUCUACAUAAAGGACUAGAGUAGAGGGACGUUAAGGAGAUGCAAGGGCCAUGGAUCAUUCUGACACUGCCACAAAUCAAAACAAGCCCCUGAAGACUCUCCAUAAGAUUUAAGCCCGUCUUUGCAUAGAAUCAUGAACUACAAUUUUAUGGUGCUAUGAUGUCUGACAUAACUUCAUUUAUUUAUUGUUUGAUUAAUUUCAUUCAGCUGCUUUGACGUUUUAGUGUAUUAUGCUUGCCUUUUGUCUUUGUAAAAUCAGAAGAAGAAAUAUUGUACAGAUUUUUGUCAAAUAUCUCUUCAGGCUUUGUGAUGUUCUCUGUUUUA